Molecule: messenger RNA, 3352 nt
Organism: Spirodela intermedia
Lineage: Eukaryota; Viridiplantae; Streptophyta; Magnoliopsida; Alismatales; Araceae
Source: the annotation of a GenBank genome assembly
AUGGAAGGAGGAGAGUGGGCGGCGCGGGGGGCGGUAUGGAGGGAGAAGGCUCGGGAUCUGCAGAUCCGGCUGCGGGAUCGGUUCCGCGUGACGGUGACUCGUCCCAGGCGGUGGACAACCGGUCUCCCAGAGGCGGCGGAUUCCUGUUAUUCGGCCACACUCCGUCGCGCGAUCCUCCGCCUCCGUAGCCUCCUCGGAGAUGCGUCUCUGUCGUCGCCGUCGUCGUCGAUGCCGAUGCCUCCUCCCUCGAGAAUCCUGCGGGUAAAAACAGGUCGGCUCCUUCCUACCUUCUUCGGUUAGAUUGUAGACGCAAGACGGAUAAAAUGAGCGUACAUUUUACUGUUUUAACUCCGUCUCGCCGAUGCCGUUGCUGGACUUACCUGCAGUGGUCGUGAUUCUCAGUCAUUUCACCGUUUUAUUGCGCAUUUUGCGAAUUGACGGAGGGAAUAGAGUGGUCACCGUGCGGGGAGGUUUCAAUACUUCCGCGAGAUUUGAUAGUAUCAUUCAGCUUCGGAUGUUGAUUCAUUUGGAAUGUAUAUACUCGUGUAUUUCUAUUCUUCAUGCAUUUGCCAUCCCUCUGAUGAACUUCACUCUGUCAUUCGAUGCUGCAGAGAGUGAGGACGAGGAUAGAAUCGAUGGCUCAGUCAUUUUUCAACUGCUUCAAUAUGUGGCUAUUCCUGUUAUUGGAAACGUCUGUCACGUGUUUAUGCACGGGCUCAACCAUAUACAGGUGGCUGAAGACAUCGUGAACUCAUAUGACCGCAGAUUCCAUUCAGAAAUCUUUUCAAGAAAGAUACUAAGAAAAUCUGCCUUGUCCGUUUGCAGAUUUAUGGCCUAGAGAAGUUCCAUAGCGCUCUGUUAAGGAGACCAAAGGGCAAAGCUCUUUUAACGGUAUUUUUCAAUCCCCUGUUGGCGUCUGCUACUUGAACAUUGCUGUUUUUCACCAAUAGGAUAUACAGGAAGAUCGAUUGGAAGAACUUAAUAUUUGAAGAAUUGAAGAAGAUCAGUUGUGAUCCUUAUAGAAUCGUUAAAUAAAUGAAUAUUCUGUGAAUGAAGAUGGCUGAUACAGCUAUAGAGUGUGGAAAGGCGAGAAGUGAGCUCAUCUACGUCUAUAUGGGCAGAUGGUAGUGUGAGCCAUAGGAGUCAUCAAGAUUACUUCUAGGAUUGAAUCUAAAUGGGGAAAAUAAUACUGUAAUCAAGACAUCAUAUUGCUUUACUUAGUUUUCUACCUUAGAAAUUAUAAAUAAAUGUCUAAACUGGGGAAUCCACUCUUUCAAGUCCCUUUCCACUGGCUACUGCAUAUCCGUGUAUCUGAUAUUUUGCUAAAAAGUCCUUGGCACGGUUUACUCUUUAGAGUUCAGCCCACCUGAAUCUAGUGACCUGAUUUCAUAGCUAUAAUUUCUGCCGUCAGUUCCGUUUGUAGAAACCAAGGUGGUAUAAUUGCAGCAUCUCCCAAUAUUAUAAUCCAACGUUUUUACUACCCCAACCAUUCCUCUGUCUGCCUCUUUUUUGUUUUUUUUUUUGCAGGUAAGCAAUCAUGUUGCCUCUGUAGAUGACCCAUUUGUUAUAGCUUCCCUUCUACCGCCAAGUGUUAUGCUCGAUGCACGCAACGUGAGGUGGACGCUGUGUGCAACUGAUCGCUGUUUUCGGAAUCCAACGCUGUCUACAUUCUUCUCGUGCUGCAAAGUACUGCCAGUCUCCCGUGGGGAUGGUGUUUAUCAGAAGGUACGAUUUCUUCCAUUGGUCCGUUUGCUGGUUAUGAAAGUUUUUAAACGAUUAGCCUGAAGAGCCACUUGCGUCCACCCAAAUGCAGAUUUAUGCUUUCUGGUCAACUUAUAACGUGACUUGAGCUCAAAAAGCGCAAGCUUUAUAUAGAUCAUUUGCUACUCGGCUUGUUCUUAUCUCUUCUAAUUUUGGUAUCUAGCAAGACUAAAACAUGCACAUAUCAGGCUGACAUUCUUCCGUAGAUUCCUGGCAUCAGAAUCAUUCAAAAUAUUCCAUCCAGAAUUCAGGUUCAUGCUUUCAUUUCCGGGCUGGUUUUUGUUUCAAAAUAGCAAUGGGCAUGAAAUGUCAUUAUAUUCUUCCAUCAGGAUCCUAUUAAGACUAUGCCUCCAUGUUGUUGACCUUUUUUCGGUUGUUAAUUUAAAGCAUGGAGUUUGUAUUUGGCCUAAACCCGCCCUCCCUCGCCCUUCAGGGAAUGGACAUGGCUCUUUCCAAGCUUAACAAUGGCGGAUGGGUUCAUAUAUUCCCCGAGGGGAGCCGCUCUAGAGAUGGUGGGAGGACAAUGGCUUCUUCAAAAAGAGGGGUCGGAAGGUAAGAAGCGAGUAUCAGAUGAAACCACUCAACUUCCCAAACAUCUCUUCCUGUAACCCCCCGAUGCAAAAAGGAGGGCAUAAAAAUAAAAAUCAUUUUCCUCUAGAAUCACCAGGCCAUUCAACUCAACCAAAAAAAAAAAAGUAUAUAUAUAUAUAUAUAUGUAUAUCAUUUUCGUAAUGGCAUGAAAUCGUUUCUAAAUCAAAUAUCUGCAUCAUCUCCUGACGACGCAUAAAUGCCCGUUUCUCCCUACAUCUUUAAUGGCAGAUUGGUCAUGGACGCUGACAACACGCCGAUAGUCAUCCCCUUGGUGCACACAGGGAUGCAGGAGAUAAUGCCCAUCGGCAGCUGCCUUCCCAGAAUCGGAAAACGGGUCGGUAUUUUACCUCCUGCUCUCUCUCUCUCUCUCUCUCACACACACACACACACGCAGUUACGCUCAUCAUGAAACCCCGAAUUUCCCUUCUGAUUGUUUAGUUGACUGCAGGUAACGGUCCUAGUCGGCGACCCCAUCACCUUCGAAGACCUCGACCUCCGCUCAGAUGAAUCGCCUACGCGAGAAGCCUUCUAUGAUGCGGCAUCAACGAGGAUCGGCCAUCGGCUCCGGGAGCUGAAGCUUCAAGCAGAACAAAUCUCGUCAUCCCUCGAGCAGCAGCAGCCGCCGCUCCGGCCGGGCGAGCGCGCCACCGACCUAUGGCGGCAUGCGGACUGGGAGGCCUUCGGCACGGGAACCUUCAUGCCGUCACCACAGGAAGGAUAUUCCCCGCCGUCCGCCCCAUCCCCCCCCGUGCCGCUGCCGCCGAUCGCAGACAAUGAUGACACCGAGGAGGCGGCCACUGAUCGCCGUUCCCUGACGAUCGGCUUCUCUUAUUAUUACGAUGGCGGUGGCGGCGGCAUGGUGUCGAGAAUCCGCCGCCUCGUGCCCCCGACGGAGUUCAUGGGCUUCGCCGCCAGGGGUUUGUUGAUGUGCGGCGGGGCGGAGGAGGGCUGGUGUUGCCUCCCCGAAGAGCAGCGGCGGGGCAGAGGGCGGCCCCUCUGA